GAAACUUUCACCUACUCACAUUCUCAUUUUCUUCUCUCGUAAAACCCCAACUCGCUCCUCGCUCAUCGCUCACCCAGCCAUGGACAAUGCUCCUCUGCCUUCCGAGGCCAUGUCCAUCGACGGAUCAGCCCUCGACUCUUUCCUCUCAUCCUCCGCCCACUUAACUCACCACGAAGUCAUCACCCGCCGAUCUCGCCGUGUCAAACAACUCGCCAAGAUCUACCGAACCCACUACUGGGCCCUAAUGGAAGACCUCAAAGCCAAGUACAAAGAGUACUACUGGAAGUACGGGAAGAGCCCGUUCAAGGGAGAUGAAAAGAAGAGAAAGACAGACGGUAUUAAAGAGAAUUCUGCAAAUGGAAUUCCAGAAUUGAACGGGAAAUUAGGGUUUAAAGAGGACGAGGACGUGGAGGAAGAGGAGGGGAUUAGGAAGUGUGCGGUGGGUGGAUGCAAGGCGACGCCGAUGGCGUUGACCAGGUUUUGUCACCCGCAUAUACUCUUGGAUUCCAAACAGAAACUGUAUAUAGGCUGCACCUUUGUUGUUAAAAGUGCCCAGGGAAGACCUGUCCAUUGUGGGAAACCAAUACUGAGAUCGGCUGUCCCUGCACUCUGUCCACCUCAUUUUCAAAAGGCUGAAACAUAUGUGGCACGGGCCUUGAGAAAGGCAGGUCUUAAUGUCUCUUCACCGAGUAAGAUUGCUCCCAAAUUUCAUGUCAUAGUCAGAGAAUUUGUUCACCAGAUCCAGACGAAAAGAAGAGCUGCACAGAAAGAAGAAUUUCCUAAACUUCAGAUUAAGGAGGAUAAAACUUUGUAAGGCCCUUGAUUGUUGCAUCAAAUCUUCUUGUGUUUGUUUAUGGGCUGUUGGUGGAGCUGGAAAAUUCUAGCAGUAUCCUGCUGGAAGAGCUUUGGAUGUUGGACUUGUGCUUAGAAUAACAACGUUUGUGCAUACUCAAGGUGUUCUGGAUGUACACAAUACCCUUUGCAAUGAUAGAUUGUAGUCUCAUCAAAGAUCAGAUCCUGCAAUCUUUUAUAGAGGAACUUCUUGGUGUAAACCAAAAGGAUUGAAGAAAUCAAGUGUAUAUUCAUGCUAAUAAUUGUUGAUAAGUGGAAGAGAUUAAUGAGUAUAUUUGGCUGACACUUGAAAAAGCAUUGCUAGGAAAGUUGCAAAAUUUUCAUUUGUUUCCUUUAUCCUUCUAGGGGACUUGCAUGAAUAUUGUGCUGCAUAAAUGUGCACUGAAAAUUUUGAGUUCA
Hevea brasiliensis (rubber tree) is the source of this 1251-nucleotide messenger RNA. RefSeq lists its product as uncharacterized. The record is from RefSeq and is a predicted model, not a curated record. Lineage: Eukaryota; Viridiplantae; Streptophyta; Magnoliopsida; Malpighiales; Euphorbiaceae. Gene Ontology annotation, cellular component: NSL complex. Bases 80 to 814 code for a protein of 244 amino acids. The transcript has 3 exons.